GGAAUAAAAUUCGAGGACGAAGUGCUAUUGAUGUUGCACAUGGAAUCAAAGAAAAUGUUCGUUUAAAACGUUGUAAUCUUCAAAUGAAUGGUUUUGGACCAAAUGGUGGACAAAUUUUAGCAGAUUGUAUUCAACAAAAUGCUGCAUUAGAAGAAUUUAAUAUCAGUUCGAAUAGACUCAAUACACCAAAUGCAUUUACUAUAGCCAAAGCAUUACUUGCAAAUGAUUCACUUCAAGUUUUAAAAAUUGCAGAUAAUCAAAUAAAUUCUGAUGGAGCACUUGCUAUUUUUCUUUGUGUGAAGACUAGUGAAUCAAGUAUAAUACGAGAAGUAGAUUUUUCACAUACAGUCGUUACUCAAGAAGUGUUAGAUACUUGUGAAGAUAUUGUAAGAUUAAAAGAUGGAAAAUUUCAAUAUCGAACUGGGAAAGUAACACCAAAAAUUCUUCAACCUAAUUCAAUAAGCGAAUGUUAUAUUCCCACUGAUGAACAAGUUCUUAAUAAACUACGAUCAAAAGCAGCUAAUGCAAAACCACAUGCUCCUUAA
Adineta steineri is the source of this 545-nucleotide messenger RNA. Lineage: Eukaryota; Metazoa; Rotifera; Eurotatoria; Adinetida; Adinetidae. The record is from the annotation of a GenBank genome assembly.